AUUCCCCGCACAUUGGGCAAAAUUGGGCGUCGACCAAUCCCUUUCCUUUACGUCAGACCUUUGGAGGAUAGGAAACGACUGACGUGGAAGUACUAAGUUGUACUCUACUAAAUAUUUCUAGCCUGGUGAUGAUUGAUCUUCACUGACUUCACCUGACAACUGACACCUGGACCUCUUCUUGGAUAUUGACUUCAGAAAAAUGAAUACCGAAGAAAUCUUGUUUGACAACCUGCUGGAUACGUCUGUUGAUGGCAAUGUGUUUCUUGAAGAUUUAAUUGAAGACCCUGCUGCCAAUGUGUUGGAACAAGCAAUGAAGGAGAACAUGAUGGAAGUAUGGGAAUCUAAUGACUAUGAACUCCUGAAUUCUCCUCUUGCUGGUGAACUAAAAUUUGAUGACAUCACACAAUCAACCAACUACCUAGAAUGGAUCAAUUGGGAUCAAAAGGAUAAAACAGAUAAAAUUGUUCCAGCUUCCAACAGUUCUGACAGUGGCCUUUCCAGUGAUUUCCAUUAUGACCAACAGCUCUCUCCAUCGAACGAAAUGGAUCGUUCUUCUCCUACUAGCUCCCCAAUUGGUGGUGGCGGUGCUAGUUCAAUCUGCAGUAGCGUUGACGUAGACAGUGUCAGUAGUCCGGAUACUUUAUCCCCCUCAUCACCGUGUUCCGACAUUCACUUGAUAGACGAAGCUGCCGAUAUGGAAAUUAAUCCUUCCAAACCUGCUUCUUCUCUUGCAACUACCCCCAAAUCCACAAAUGCUCCUUUGGUCUUCCCCGUCUCUCUCAAAGAUUUGAAUCUUCGUGAAAUUAAAGCUGUGAAAAUUAUUCGUAAUGGCUCCACUUUGGUAUCAAGUGCUGCUUCGGCCGUCCUGGGUGGAAUCAAAUCCACCUCCGCCCAAGUCCCUGACGCUAUCAAGAAACUUUUGGGUCCAGUUCAACUCUCAGUAUCUUCAGCUCCUACAUCAUCAUCAACGAAAACCUCUUAUCCUCCAAUCCUGCUUUCAGAUGAAGAGCGUCGUCUCUUGGCUAAGGAAGGUGUUGAACUGCCCAGCCAUUAUCCACUUACCAAACAUGAAGAGCGAGAGCUAAAACGUAUCCGCCGUAAAAUCCGCAACAAGAUUUCGGCCCAAGAUUCCCGAAAAAGAAAACGUGUCUAUAUGGACGGCCUCGAAGAUCGUGUCAAGCUGUGCUCUGACGAGAACAUGUCACUUCAAAAGCGUAUCCGUUUACUGGAAACGGAGAAUAAAUCUCUACUUUCACAACUUAAAAGACUGCAAAGCAUUCUGACUGGUCAGGGUGGAAAUCAGGCUUCGACGCCAACAGUUGCAGCGAUAACAGCGGCUUCUACGUCUACUGGAGGAACUUCUACUAACGCCAACAGCAAAGAAGUUAUUUCCACGAGCAACACAGCACAGCCAGCUACCUGCCUUUUGGUUUUGAUGCUAUCAUUUGCCCUUUUCCUUCUGCCGAAUUUGAGACCAGACUCCAGUAAGAGCCUCACUGAUGGCCGGACAAAUUCGGCUGCAUCUCAGAUGGCACAAUCCAUGAUGAAAAUGCCACCGUUUGCCGGUCGUUCUAGAGCAUUAUUGCAAGAUACUUUGGCUUUGGACGCCGAUUCUGAAAUGACUGAUUUAGAGAUCCUGGAGAUGGCUUUGGGAGGAGAAGUGGUUAUUGGAGAAGAUGAAGAAGAAGAUGAGAGCGGACUGUACGUCCCUCUGCCACUCGGCCCGCUAACUAUGCCGGGAAGCAAGAACGAUGUAUUGAAGAGCCAAUGGGGGCAGAAAUUUGGCAAACAGUAUCCGGCCAAUCCGAAACGAAGCGUUCCUGCUUUCUUGUUAGAACACGACUAUCAUUCGGCUGAUACAACUGCCAAGCGUGCACGCUUUAAAGAGGUUUGGGAAGAAGUGGAGGCGAUCCCAUCUCCUGCUCCAAUCUUGUAUGCUGGAGCCAUCAAGGAUUCAAAUCAAUCACAGCUGUAUGACGAACUUGCUGAGCUUGCGCGCGGACAGAAUAUCGUCGUCCGUAUCUCGUCAGAGGAGCUUUGAAAAACUUAAUUGCGAAAUGAUACUCGUCGUUGUUCCUCUAUAACGUCGAGAUGCUUGUGAUCCUCGGUGUUGCCUUCUUCUCCCCUUUCCUGCAUCAUCCGAUCUGUCUCAGCCUGCUUGCACUGGACCCAUUCCCAUGUCAAAUCCUUUCAUUGGUGCUGGUCGAAGUAGAUGCUAGAGAAGCAACAACCUCAUACUUUCAUGAAAUCUACUUGUUCCCUUUUCUACUUUAUUUCCUACAAAUUUAGUAUGGCCAAUUCCAUUACUGGCUUUUAGUUGGCGGUGGGUAAUUUCCUUGUGCAAUUCUGUCCGUUCGAAAAAAAAAAAACAAUUUCCAACGUCAGCACCUCUCCAUUAUAGUGUUAGACAUAUUAGGUAUGUAAUCCUAUUCCCUACCGUGUUUUUUUCACCCUAUCUCUGUCUUUGGUGAAUAUUCAGAUCUUGGCACUUGAAACGAAUCAGGGGAAAAUGAAAUUAGGGUCAAGUGAACUUCCUGUUUGUUGUAUCCUCGCAUCAAUGCAACCAAUUUUUUGCCUUUUGUUUAAUUUUUUUUUUUUAAGUUGUAAUGGCAACUUGAGUUUACUUUAAAAUUUAACAUUAACGUUUGCUGUCGUAUCUCAUAAUUACCCCAAGAUGUGAGCUCCUAUCUAAUCUUUGCAUUAUUAUUAUUUUUUUGGUCCGUUUGUUGUCUUCUUUCCAAUAUUUUUUACACAAAUUAGCCCCUUGAUGAGCUACUUGGUAUCUAUUAUAUUGUGUUUGACCCUAAAAUCACAUAUUUCGUAUUCCCCUCCCGUGAUGGUGUUUCUAAGAGAACAGUUUUAUAUAAUAAACCAAAAAUGUUACUGGGA
Messenger RNA from Daphnia pulicaria, 2889 nucleotides. RefSeq names its product cyclic AMP-responsive element-binding protein 3-like protein 3. Bases 200 to 2041 code for a protein of 613 amino acids. Gene Ontology annotation, biological process: regulation of transcription by RNA polymerase II. Gene Ontology annotation, molecular function: cAMP response element binding; DNA-binding transcription factor activity, RNA polymerase II-specific. The transcript is spliced from 6 exons. The record is from RefSeq and is a predicted model, not a curated record. NCBI's taxonomy places the organism in Eukaryota, Metazoa, Arthropoda, Branchiopoda, Diplostraca, Daphniidae.